Messenger RNA from Acyrthosiphon pisum (pea aphid), 4479 nucleotides. RefSeq lists its product as uncharacterized. Lineage: Eukaryota; Metazoa; Arthropoda; Insecta; Hemiptera; Aphididae. The transcript is spliced from 2 exons. The record is from RefSeq and is a predicted model, not a curated record. Bases 842 to 3547 code for a protein of 901 amino acids.
UAUAAUUUAUAAUAUAACUUACCACAGUUUUUUUUAUUUAAACUAUACAAUUAGUAACAAUAUAUAAUAAUCAGUAUUUUUUCAAUCGCACGAUAAAACAGUAGUUGCUAAUAUCAUAAUAUUAAUAUUAUAAUGUACAAACAUUUGAUACUUUUUGUGUUAUUUAGAGGGAAUUCAUCAAAAUCUUGACCGUCUGCAGAGCAUGCUCUCAAAUCCUAAAUACACACCACUCUAUACCUAUCAAUUAUCAUAUAUUAUAUAGUUACAAUGGCGUGUAUUAUUAUUUUGGCCUUCGCUGCGGGUAAUCGUCAUAAUCGGCGGGACACGUAUCGUUAUAUCGGUUCCGUCACACGACGGAAGUAAUUAUUAUUUUACCCUCAGACGAAUCCGUGUUUUCAUCUAGCUCGAAAACGCAUAGGUACGUCGGAAUUUUUCCUUUACCUUCCGUCUGCAGCGCGCUCGCACACGCACACACGCGUCAGGCGGGAGAUUUUCACUCUCUGCAUAAGAAAAGCGUUCCCUCUCCGUCCACCACCGGUGGAGGUCGAUCUCCGAACGUCGCGGGAAAUCUUCAGUCGCCACUGCUCGUAGCGGGUUGGGUUCAGUUUGGAUCUGUAGGUAUACAGUCGCACCACCACCACCGUCGACAUGUUGCAGUCUCCGAGUGCCGUCCGUCCGAAUAGGGACGUCGUUUAAUAAUUAUUAUCAUUGUCACUAUAUCGUCGUCGUCGCGUCGACUGCAGUUCUACCGUCUCGAAGGAGUGUUUCUUCCAUACGUAUUCGGUUUUCCGGUUUUCGCUUUUUCGUCUAUGAAAUCUUGCCUGUCGCGUCCAAAUGAAUAAUGGCCAACACCGCUGCGCCGACCAUGUGUUGUAGUCGUGUGUCCGCGGCGGCGGCCGGUCUGUUGUUUUUAUUUUCGUUGACUUUAAGUCAUCAGGCCGCCGCGGACGUCCGGCAUGCCCGAAACAAGAGGACGGUAUCGGAUCUCAUGGAAGGCCUCAUGAACGCCAUGUACUUUCACGUGGAUCCGAUGCCUUUGCCAUCCACCGUAAUCGCCCGAAUAACUCAUUUGUCGGCACCCAGCAAAGUUUACAAGUACGUUCCAGUGCAAACAUUAAAGUUAUCAAAACUGCGUGCUCGUCAAAUAGCUGAACCAAAAUUAAGAUUAAAAUAUCCGAAAAAAAUUUCAAUAGCUACAGAAGACUCGUCGUUGACAUUGUUGAAAAACGAUCUUCCGUGGACAUUACACCCGCUUCCACCUCCUUUGCCAACGUCCAAAACUAUUAAGCUCGAGGUGGACAAAUCAAUGCCGUGGGCAUUGCACCCACUCCCGCCGCCCGUUAAGACGAAAAAUUAUUCCGAUUACUAUUGGCCCGACUCUAAGACACGGCCAAAGUACUAUUACAGGUCGAAACCGUCUAAACCGUCGAAGCCAUACCGUUAUAUUACUAAUAAUAACUAUAAAUACAAAAAUCCAAAGGCUCACGCCAACUUCAAACCGACUUCGGAGUACAGCAAACCCGCCGUCAAUUUUAAGUCUGUGGUCGACCAUGAUACCAAGCCAGACGAUUACAAUAGUCACGCCAAUCAUAAGCCCUCAGAUUACAAUAGUCACGCUGAUCAUAAGCCCGUCGAUUACAACAGUAAUAAUAACAAGCCCGACGACAAUAAUUAUAAUCACGCCGGGUAUCCACCCGAUAGUUUCAAGUACAUCGAUUACAAGCAUACCGAUUACAAGCACGUCGAUUACAAGUCUCCGGACUACAAGUCCGAAUAUCCGAAGCAUUCGAUGGAAGAAGAACCGCACGAAAUCAAUAACGAUGACGACCACUACGAUCACAACGACGUUUAUCAUUACUCGCACGACGAUCACUCGGCCCAAAUCAAUGAUUCUCCGUCACCGUCGUCACAGCCGUCACCGCCUUCCGCCGAGUACGUGUCGCACAUCACCAUCGAGCCGUCCAUUCAAAUCGCGUCGUUUUCGGAAACGGAACUGCAAGGCGAUGGUACGAACAGGGAUAGUAGCAGCCUGUCUCAGGGCAAUACGAAACACAGGUCGUGUCAGUGUACGAUAAAUGGACACCGGCACAAACGUGACGCGGACAACGACGACGACGAUGGUCUUCAUCUACCGCCGUGGACAACCAACGGUACCUCUACGGUAACCAACAUCGACGCUAACGAUAAUCGUACUGCGAUCCGGAAGCCAACGGAUUCGAACUCAGCGCAGUCCUCUCGGAACGCGUACUUCACGCCGCGUAUCGGACACGCCACCGAUGUUCAGAUAAUCAAGUCACACGACAUCACCGAACAGUCGAUGAUCAACGGUCCUGCAAACAGUCCUGGUCCUGCGAACGAUCUUGGCCAUGCACACGGUCCCGGGUCUGCGAACGGUGUGGGUUACGUGCUACGGGUGCGUAACAUGAACAGCGACCUUCCAGUCGCACGGCCGCCACCCGUCGAAGCGGAUCGCGGACAGGUGAAAAAGAACGACGCGACAACAUUCAGGGACGAGAGCGACAAGUUCAAAGUGGACUUUGGUCGCGAUAUCAACGCUUGGGACGAGUCGAAAUCGGCUGCCAACAAGCAAGGACGGUACUCGCUGAUAAAACACGACGUAGGAGGUGGUGGCGGAGACGGAAACUCGGGCUUUGCGGACGAAUACGGAAACCAACCGUCCAGGGACAGACCGGACAUACGGGGGAGAGGUUAUCACGCCGUUACAAGCAAGGUGGAGAACUCGGAUCGAGGGGUGUCGUUCAGCGUGCAGACUCCUUUUUCCGUUUCCAGUUUCUCAUCCAACGUCCGACAUCCGGAAGAACGCCAGUCCCGGUUCCGUUACACCGGACACAAAUCCGAAUCGUCGGUAUCGCCAUCGCCGGCACCGUUGUUGUCUUCGUUCCGGACUGAAUACGCGGAACCACCGCUGGACUUUGAGCAGUUCGGCUUGAAAUCAGCUCUGGGCGACGACCAUCCGCUAAGUCCCGAUUUUUCGCGGGACUUGUUCGAAGACAAACAGCCGGAAUCCGUAACGAUCGGUCGACUCUCGUCUAGAUUCCCGGAGAGCUUCGGCGCGGAUAGACGACCCAGUCCAGGGUUCUCGGGUCGGCCGGUCUCGUACUUUUCGAGAGAUUUCAGCCACGACAACGACGACAGGAGUCGUUUGAAAACGUCUCUGAAACCGUUCCGGUAUACCGCGAAACACGGGCCAUCACAGUCAGCCGACGAUCUGUUCGACAUCCGGCCAAAGGGUGGACGUCCGUCCAAUGAAGAAUCGGUCUUGGAAUAUUUCCAACCGGUCGUUAUCGAUUUCGACAAGUCAAAGCAGGACGAUAACGAUUUCAAAUCGUUCGGUGGCAGCAGUAACAACAACUACGGCGGAAUCGACAAAUCGAGGUACUUUGGUAAAACGGACACUUCGAUUUUUGCGAAAUUCAAAAAGAAUCAGAACUCCGAUCAGCUUCGUUUGCCCGGCCGUCUGCACGAAUCCAACGAGAACUUGUCGAGGAAAAUGCUUUUACACCCUUCCACGUUCGACAUAGAUUAACACGAAUGUCUAACUAUUUAUAUAUAACAGCAGGCGAUAUAGUUGUCCUGCUUGCGCAUAUAACUAUUUAAAUGUGUUUUCGUAUAAACCAUGAUUUACUUACAACCAUCGUUAAAACCCAUGGGAUGCAAUAGGUAUUUAAAAAACCAACCCAUACUUUGCCAUUAUGCACUCUUUAUGUGUAGGUAAUUAUUAUCAUUAUUAUUACUGUUUUAAGACAAUGUAUGCAUAACCACUCCCAGCACUGUACUAAAAAAUAAUUGAAAUAUUUUUUAUAUAAAUAUUAUUAUUUACAAUAUAAUAUUGAUCGGUUGUUUCAUCUUAUAAGAGCGAAUUUCUGUCUGUAUAAUUAGAUACAGCUCGAUGUGUUUAAAAAGAAAAAAAACACUUUUUGUGAAUAAUAUUUAAAUCUGUUAUCGCUAAUAAAUUUAGGGUGCCAUGUAAAAUAAAAUAUUUUUAAUAUUUGAUGAUAAUAAAAAGUUUUUAUACACCGUGGUGACAUUUAAAUAUGUUCUGUGAAACGAUUAUUAUUUUUAUAAUUUACCGAACGUGGUUUAAGAUUAAUUUGUACACAGAGUAUAUAUAUAUAUAUAUAUAAUGUACAAACAUGAUGAAUGUAUUGAUUUUAAUUACUCUGUUUAUAUAAUACAGAUUGUAGGUUAUAAUCUUAUCGUUUAUAUGUUAUGCAAUGAUUUUCUUGAUGAAAUUAUAAAAUAUGUAACUUAAUAUUAUAAUAUUAAAUAAAUAAUUUAAUUUAUAUGUAUAAUGUAGACGUAUCAAAAUUUUAAAAGCUUAAAUUGUCCCUUAUAAUUGUUUCAGAAUAUUUCGCGGUACUUAUACUAAAAGCGCAUCAUUUCGACUGCCCUUAAGCUCAAUAUUGUGAAUAGAUUAUAGAAAAAUAAAACUAUAGAAUAUUAUAUUGUUGAAACCUC